UAUGGUUAAAAUCAUUUCGCGUACACAUCAAUCGACAGCUCUGCGGCGAGUCGACCGACAUCAAGAUGAAUACAACGGGCAUACGAGCUUUACAACCAUCCCGGUUAUUACCAUCUAUACGCAGAACGACAGAGAAAGGAGGCUAUCGAUGUUUCUCUUGCUCAAUCCGGCAGAGCCUGCAGCAGUCUUCGCCGCGAAAAGUGCCGCCCCAGAAAGAUGAAGCUGGACGGACAACGCAUUUUGGCUUCGAGACGAUAGAUGAGUCAUUGAAGGAAUCAAAGGUCAAAGGAGUGUUCUCCUCGGUGGCGUCCUCGUACGAUCGCAUGAACGAUCUCAUGUCCCUUGGCAUCCACAGGCUAUGGAAAGACCACUUCGUCCGCGAACUAGACCCUGGAUCGCCAUCAGUAUCGGGAUCAUUACAUUCCGGAUCAGAGGAAAAAGGAUGGAAUAUACUUGACAUUGCAGGCGGAACCGGGGACAUUGCGUUCCGCAUGCUCGACCACGCAACCACGAUCAACAGCGAUCACAAGACUCGCGUCACAGUCGCAGACAUCAAUCCCGACAUGCUGGCAGAAGGGAAGCGACGGGCGCUUGAGACGCCAUAUGCGCGAUCGGAGCGCCUUUCGUUCAUGGAAGCCAACGCGGAAAAGCUGCCGACCAUCCCGAGCAACAGCGUCGACCUGUACACCGUCGCAUUCGGGAUCCGAAAUUUCACCGACAAGCAACAGGCCCUGCACGAAGCAUUCCGCGUGCUCAAGCCCGGUGGUGUGUUCGCCUGCCUCGAGUUUUCAAACGUGAACAACCCGGUCUUCAAUUACGUGUACAAGCGGUGGAGCUUCGGCGCGAUACCGCUAAUCGGGCAGAUUGUGGCCGGGGACCGGGACAGCUAUCAGUAUCUCGUCGAGAGCAUUGAGAAGUUCCCCAGCCAGCCGGAGUUCAGGGAUAUGAUCAAGACGGCAGGCUUCAUGGUGCCGGGCCAGGGCUGGGAGGACCUGAGCGGGGGUAUUGCGGCGAUUCACAAGGGCGUCAAACCCAAGACUUCAUCGUCAUAAACGCGCUCGCCAGUUGUGACAUGAAAGCCAAGAAACGCGGUCUGGUGAUCUCCACCGGUUGAUGCGCCGCGCUUCGUCGUGCACACUUUCUGCAUGCAAUCAGUACAUCUACGCAGAGCGUUCGUUGGCAAAAGCGCGAAAUCGGGCCGUCCAGUAGCCUGAAAUAGCUUCCGGGCGGCAUGUAACAUUAUGUACUGUACAUAGCAUAGAUAUACAUAUAUAUAGCACAAUAGCCGAAGGACAAUCCAAUAGGAUCACGCGAGUCUGACUC
Messenger RNA from Pseudovirgaria hyperparasitica, 1323 nucleotides. RefSeq names its product ubiquinone biosynthesis methyltransferase coq5. The coding region runs from base 66 to 1052 and encodes 328 amino acids. The transcript has 2 exons. NCBI's taxonomy places the organism in Eukaryota, Fungi, Ascomycota, Dothideomycetes, Acrospermales, Acrospermaceae. The record is from RefSeq and is a predicted model, not a curated record. Gene Ontology annotation, biological process: ubiquinone biosynthetic process. Gene Ontology annotation, molecular function: methyltransferase activity.